Molecule: messenger RNA, 1923 nt
Organism: Brettanomyces nanus
Lineage: Eukaryota; Fungi; Ascomycota; Pichiomycetes; Pichiales; Pichiaceae
Exons: 2
Coding region: 1-1923 (640 amino acids)
Source: RefSeq, a predicted model, not a curated record
AUGCUAGAAUCAGAUAACACCAGCUACGGCCCUGAUACCAAUAAUAUGAGCAGCGAGAGUAUGACGACAAACGAAGAACUAACGGAUGAUGACUAUGAAAGUAUUCUCUCUAUUGUAAUCAGGAAACCAGCGUUAAGAAAAGUUCCAAGUUUCACUACUCCCGUUGACCACAACGGAUGCCCUCUUAAGACCAGGAAAUCCAUGAUGGUAGCAUUAACUCAAUGCUCAGCUCCUACAAGACAGACCUCUACAACAUCGACAAGAAGAUACGGAAUUCCCAGAGUUCGUGGAAGGAAUUCUUUGGCUGGACGACAUGGAACCAAGACUCUGGCUGGUAUUUCUAAUACUGCCCUACCUAGACGGGAAUCUCUUGGAACCGUCUCAUCCGCGAGAAUUGCCAGUGCGUCCAGCAGUUGCUAUGGACCACCCACAAUAUCCUCAUCAAUUUACUCAGCAGAUGCAGCUACGAUCUCAUCAAAACAGGUCUCAGAAAUCUCCGGCACCACCGAUUACAAUCCAUACCUGAACAGCGUAUCUACUGCAAUUGUAGAAGAGCCCGGACUGGAAAGUCUAUCUCAGAUCGACAUACCCUCAGACAAAACAGAAAAUAAUAUACAAGACACGGAAGCUCCGACCGUUACACACAAAAAUGUUGUCGUCAGUGUAAAGCCUCAUCGUUCUACCUCGAUCAAAUACAUAUCCCGUCAUAACUCUCUUUACAAAUCAAGGAAAAUUGCCACGUUAGGCGCAGCACCAGGACUAAAGAGAUCAAAUGCAAUUAGAAGAAGAAUUGGUUGGAUCUCCAACAAGAUAAGAAAAUUUCUUCGAAGUAUUAAGAGGAAAGCACAUGAUGGAUGGAGGGUAGUUAGAUCGAAGAGAAAGUCAAUGUUCUCCUUUGGUAGAAAGAGAAGUACGAAACUUCAUAACCACCACUUUAGUACCACUACUGCUGGUCAAAGAUCUUUUGCAGAUAGUUCCGGAUUGAGAAGUGUGGAAGGCCUCGUUGACGCAGAGAGAUAUAUUCCCUCUGGCGCAUACCCUCAUUUACCAGCGCCUUACGAAUUGAAUGAGCGAGCAAUGAAUUCCGCACUUCAUGUUCCUGAGCGUAACGUGGAAAUAUCAAGAAACGAUACCAUUGUGAUCAAGUCAAAUUCGGAUGACAACAAGCUCAGCGAUGAUGAUAACAAUAGUAGCAACGAUGACACAAGUGAAUAUAAUUCUGAGUCUGAGUUAGACACAAUCCUCCCAAUUUGGACACAUUUCAUGAAGGCAGCGGUAAGUAAACGGAUUCAGAUGAACAUGGAUCUGCACAGUGCCGAGCUAAAGAGAAAAAAUACCGGCUCUACCGUAGCCAAGGACGCCUUCUUGUCCAAUUACGUAUCUUCUACUAGAAGUCGCUACACAAAUCACAGUGAUAUUUACUUGAAAUCGGACUCAAGAUCUGAAUCUUCUCUUUCGACUGAAGAUUCCUUGUUCGUUGAGGAAUGCCAACCUCCACUUGGUGGAACACCCCCCUCUAUGUACGACAACUCAUCAUCAUCGGAUAGCUUGUAUUUGAACGAGGAGGAGAAGGAAAUUAUGAUAUCGGGCAAGAGAUGCAACGACUCAUAUUCAAGUGCUCUUCCUCCUACCAGAGCCAAGAGUGAGCAAAAAAAGCCAAAUCACGAUCGUCAUCCAUUCCUUAGAGCGAACCCUAUGGCCGUGCCUCCACAACACCGGAGGCAGUUGGAUCUAAAAGGCUUAAAUAUCAGUGUAGGUACUCCCCUUCCAGUGCUCACACAUCCGAAAUUACAUUAUGAGCAUCGACUAAGACUAAGUUCGAAAGCUUCUGAUUGCCCGUUCUCUUUUGAAAGCAGCUAUAACCAAUCGUCACUUUCAAGGCAGACGUGGAGUCAGCUGAGAUUACAGAAAUUAGUGCAUUGA